CUACUACGGGAAUGUAUGAGAAGGAAUUCAGUCAGGAGUCACCUGCUAUAGCUGAUUCUGAACGAACUCGUCUUCGAUAUGAACGUGUUCUAAACAAGCAUUUAAAAUGUUAACACAAUAGUAAAUAUCUGACCAUGAAUUUUUUUGAAAUGCCUUGCAGUCUUAAAGAAAUCGCCACUGCGGAACCGAAAGGUUGAAAGUAACAGGCUACUGUGUAUUCAGUGUUCAAUAUAGACGUAUGUUGGAUCAUUUUGAACCACCACUGCAAGAAACUACGUAAUUUUGCAAGUACGUGAGCAUCAACAGUUGUCCACAUUUUUACAUCAGUUAAACUGUACUUCCCAACGAAGUACGGACAGUCAGAAGAAACAUUACAGGCUGGAAAUUGGUCACACGCUUCCUGUAGGAAAGGGCUUGCACAUGCAGGCGGAGCUUGGGUCCCGUGGCCAAGGAGGAUGUUUAACCAUUCUUGUAAACUUCAAUCCAAAAGUGCUAAAUACAUUUGCAGGUACGAAGUACCUCUGAUAUGCCAAUUUAAAAGCCUUUCUCGCCAAUCUAAAGAAGAGGACUAUCCAAUCUUUUUUCGUCUGACCAAGAUCUAAAGUUGUAUACUCAGCACUAUGGCACGGUUCCUGAGACAUUUUACAGUUGUGGGCGAUGAUCAUGGUGUAAAGUGGGAUGAAGAACUGCAUGAGGCCAGUGAGGAGCUGGGCCCAGCUACGGGACCAUUUCAAGGACUUACCUUCCAAGAUUCAAUGCGAAGACUGUACAGCUCCAAUCAUUUCCAGAUAAUUGUGGUGUGCCUUGUCAUUCUGGAUGCAAUCUUUGUCAUGGCUGAACUGCUGAUUGACUUAUCAAUCAUCAGAUUGGAACAUGGGCACUUAGCCCCUGAGGUAUUUCACUACUUGAGUCUGGCUCUGCUCACCUUCUUCAUGGUGGAGCUAGCUGGGAAGAUAUUUGCCUACCGCCUGGAGUUCUUCAUGCACAAGUUUGAGAUCUUUGACGGGCUGGUGGUGAUAGUGUCCUUUGUGCUGGACAUAGUGUUCAUCUCCCAUGAGGAUGUGUCUGACGGGAUGGGGCUUCUCAUUCUCCUUAGACUCUGGAGAGUUGCAAGGAUUGUUAAUGGGAUCAUUGUAUCUGUGAAAAACCGUGCUGAUCACAAAGUUCACAAGCUGAAGGAGAGCAAUGACCAUCUUGUCCAACGUGUUGGUGAACUACAAGAGUGCAAUCUCAAAAUGGAACAGGAAAACUCUAAAUUUCGAGCUCUCCUGAGACAGCACAACAUUGAAUUCUAAGUUUAGGGGAAACCCAAAUUUGGAUUUGGUUGUUUUCAUAUUUUCAAUGAACCAGUUUGAAUCAAAGGUGUGUGUUGUGAAAGGUUUAAUAAAAAAAAAAUGCUACA
This is a messenger RNA of Hypomesus transpacificus, 1402 nucleotides long. It is a transcript of the gene hvcn1, whose product is annotated as hydrogen voltage-gated channel 1. Gene Ontology annotation, molecular function: voltage-gated proton channel activity. The record is from RefSeq and is a predicted model, not a curated record. The transcript has 6 exons. Bases 621 to 1295 code for a protein of 224 amino acids. Gene Ontology annotation, biological process: proton transmembrane transport. Lineage: Eukaryota; Metazoa; Chordata; Actinopteri; Osmeriformes; Osmeridae. Gene Ontology annotation, cellular component: plasma membrane.